Molecule: messenger RNA, 687 nt
Organism: Miscanthus lutarioriparius
Lineage: Eukaryota; Viridiplantae; Streptophyta; Magnoliopsida; Poales; Poaceae
Source: the annotation of a GenBank genome assembly
AUGGAGCGCGCGGUCGAGCGCCACGACCGCGAGGCCAAGCUCCUCGUGCUUGCGCGCCUCCACCCGGUCUCCACCCUCGACCCCUCCUGCAUCCUCCUCUCCUCGCCCGCCGUGCCGCCGCCGCCGUGCCCGCAGGCGCCCUCUCCCACCGCGCCGUCCUCGCUCCUGCUGAUGUGGCGGGAGCUCGAGCACCGCCACGCCGACGCCGCCUACCCCUUCGACCGCGAGCCCUCCCCGGACAACGCCGACCGUGACCGCAAGCGCGUGCGCCAGAUCGCGUGCCGCCUCACGGACACCGCCGACAGUCCAACCGCCGCCGCCGCCGCCACCACCGAGGAGUGGCUUGCUAUAGAUUUGGGAGCAAAAGGUGUUGUAGUGAAGGCUGUGGCGCCAUCUGGAAAUGGAAGAGCGCCAGAUGCCAUUGCCAAUGUGAAUGCAAGCGAGAGGGAGACAAAACCUCAUAUAGAGGCUACUGGCGCAGAUGGUGCUGAGAUUGGGACUGGGUCCCAGCAAGAUGAAGUCCGGCCACCAAAGUCAGGGCUCCAAAGAAGAAAAAGAAGACUUCACCGAUUUGGAAUCAUUUCACUGAAUUGCUUGUUGAAGAAAAGGCGGAUGGCAAUAGUAAUCAUGAAGAUGGCAAUGACAGCAUUAUGGAUCGUGAUGAUGGUGACAACACUAUGGACCUAG